GGGCGGUGUAACGCGAGGGGCGGUGGCGCGGCUGUCUGAGGGAAUGCGGGCGGCCAAGAUGGCCGCUGCUGCCGCCGCUGCCGGGCGUCACUUGCUGAGGAGCUGCAGCCAGCUGCGGGUGCCAGUGCGAUGGAGAGGCCAGGCCACGGCCGCCGUGGUGACGGAGAGCACCAAGCCCCAGAUCCAGCCCCAGGAGCGGAAACCUAAAACCGGAAUCUUGAUGUUGAACAUGGGAGGCCCGGAGCGGCUGGAUGACGUCCACGAUUUCUUACUGCGUCUCUUCCUGGACAGAGACCUAAUGACCCUUCCGGCUCAAAAUCAAUUAGCACCGCUCAUUGCCAAGCGCCGCACCCCGAAAAUCCAGGAGCAGUACAGCAGGAUCGGCGGGGGCUCCCCCAUCAAGAAGUGGACAGCGGUGCAGGGAGAGGGCAUGGUGAAGCUGCUGGACAGCAUGUCUCCUCGCACUGCGCCUCACAAGUACUACAUCGGCUUCCGGUACGUGCAUCCCCUGACAGAGGAGGCCAUUGAACAGAUGGAGAAGGAUGGCAUUGAGAGGGCUGUUGCCUUCACCCAGUACCCCCAGUACAGCUGCUCCACCACAGGAAGCAGUUUAAAUGCCAUUUAUCGCUACUAUAACGAGAAAGGGGAGAAGCCAAAGAUGAAGUGGAGCAUAAUUGACCGAUGGCCCACACAUCUCCUUCUCAUUCAGUGCUUUGCUGAUCACAUCCAGAAGGAACUGAACCUGUUCCCACCAGACAAAAGGAAAGAUGUGGUCAUCCUCUUCUCGGCCCACUCGCUGCCCAUGUCUGUGGUGAAUCGCGGCGAUCCGUAUCCUCAAGAAGUGGGAGCUACUGUCCAGAGAGUCAUGGAGAAGCUCAACUACUCCAACCCUUACAGGCUUGUGUGGCAGUCCAAGGUUGGACCAAUGCCUUGGCUUGGUCCCCAGACAGAUGAGACCAUUAAAGGACUGUGCCAGCGAGGAAAGAAGAACAUGUUGUUGGUCCCAAUAGCAUUUACGAGCGACCACAUUGAAACACUGUAUGAGCUGGAUAUUGAGUAUGCCCAGGUUUUAGCCAACGAGUGUGGAGUAGAAAACAUCAGAAGAGCAGAGUCUCUCAAUGGAAAUCCACUCUUCUCCAAGGCCCUGGCAGACCUGGUGUGCUCCCACCUGCAGUCCAACGAGGUGUGCUCCCGCCAGCUGACCCUGUGCUGCCCGCUCUGCGUCAACCCCGUGUGCAGGGAGACCAAGGCGUUCUUCACCAGCCAGCCCCUGUGAGCCCGGGAGCCGCCUGCAUCCCACGGAGCCGCCUGCGGAGGGACACUGCCCCGGACCAGCCCUCCCGGCACACACCCACAGGCUCGUGCUCUCAGUGCUGUUAUCGCCCACAACAGCACAGAGAACUUGACUUUGGUUUAAUUUUUCUUAUGUUUUCUUUGUUUGAGAAGAGUUGUAGGAAGUAGGGCAAUGAGGGCGUUUACGCUGUCAGGCGUGAGGAGAUCUCGUGUCAUCCGACCCCGAUCAGACUUGGCGUGAGCCUGGCAGUGCGCACUGAAAAACGUACACAGCUUUUUUACAAUUAGCUUCUAUUUCUAUGCAGGGAUUUAUUUGUAUGCAGGGUGGUCAUGAGUGCAUUAACUUGCCAAGUCAAAGGUACAAUUAUUUUGGUUUUGCUUAAGGUGCAGUCUGACCAGCACAGUCUGUUGUCUGUUCUGAGAGGGACUUUGCAGCUGGCUUUGGAGACUUUGGAGAUCAAGUGGCUUCUAAUGCUUUUUAAUAAUGUGUGUAUACAUAUAUAUAUUUCUUUCUUCUUUUUUUUUUUUAGAACAUAAAGAUAAGGCUUUGUUUUGUUUUGGUUUUCUCCUGCCAGAAACUUCCAGUGAAAGCUUAGCUGGGAUAGUAGAACGCACAAAACUUGUUUACAUUUUCUAGAAAAAACAUUUUCAUUAUCUGCAGGAAAGCAUUUGAAGAGCAUAAAUUGAAAGGAAUUAGCCUGCUUAGGUGAUACUGGAGAAUUUGAUCCUUUGAAACUGUGUGUUUCAAGCCUAGCAGGAGCAUGUGUGGAAACAUGUUGGCUUAUCUUAAGCAGAAUGGCUUUUUAAAUUAUUAUUAUUUUUAUUAAAAAGGGCUUUCUCUGUUUGGUGAAGUAAAUUUAGGAAGUCAGGCUUGUUCUCCAGGAGGUUUAUAGAUCCACUCUGUGCUUUCUACUGUGCCACAGUACUGUGUUUUUGUGGGAUACCUCUGGAGUGCCAUAGUUAGGAUUGAUAUGGCUUAAUUGCUGUUAUUUAAAUGGAGAUGAUCAGCCAGGAGUAAUUUACAGUUUUACAUUGCAGAUGCCUGAGAACAGGCCGCCCCGUGCUGGGGCUCUCCUGAAAGGCUGCCAGCCCACAGCAGAGCUGAGCUGGGCAGGGCCCUGGCACUGAGUGUCCCCCCGGGAGGCACAGGGGCCCCUCCUGCCACCGGGGCGGGAGCAGAGCUGUGACCGUGUCCCGUGGCACUGAGCCGUCCGUGUGGUGGCCCAGCUGGCACCUCCUCGGGGGCACACGUUUACUUGAUGUCUUUAGCACUGAAACGCCAGGACCUGGGCACUGCAGGCUGGUUCUUGGGAAUUGCUGGUGUCUGGGAAGCAGAUGCCACGCUUCUCAGCCAGGUUGAUCUGCUCAGGUAACCAUGAGGCAUGAGUAGUUUGGACCUCUGAUCUUUUGAAAACAGGGUGUUUAAAGAGAGAAAAGGCCUCUUGUGGUAUAUCAGGGGUUUGUCUUGUUCUGUUUUGUUGGAAGAAGUAAAGGUGGGGUACCAAAGGAAUGGAUGGAUGCUGUGUUGAGCACCUGUGGAGUGGUGUAAAUCCCUAAUACCUCUGGAGAGUUGCUUGCUCCACUGCCAUACCUGCUUCCCAGGGUGAGACAGACUGAGAUUCCUUCAGUGCAGCACCCUGUUCCUCGCAGAAAGAAGUCUUCCUUGACCCUUCAUGCCUGUGCCUGUUUCAGUGGCAGGGAGCCAGAAGCUUCUCUUCUCCCUCUUCUCCCUCCCCUUGGUCUCUGCUCGCUGCCUUGGCAGCAGAAAGGAGCACAGUAUGUCUGGGAACACUGGCCUUACGUCUCUUGUUGGACAAAGAACUCUGUUCCACUUCUCUGCGUGACACUUCGGGGUCAGUGGAAAACAAUCUGGUCUGUCAAAUCUUCCAACUCACUCCUGUAUCCUCACAGCUGACCUUCAGGUGAUCCAGGCUGUGACCACCACAUUGACAAAGUGUGGAAAGCAGAGGUUAAUUUCCUAUGAACUUUGUGGUAUUAUAAAUACAGAUGGCUUUUCAUUUUCGUACUGGAGAGAGUCCUAAAAAUCCUAGCUGGCACUGAUUCUAAGGCAUUACAUUUGUCCCCAGUAAUAAAAGGUACUUAAAAUUCACUUUUGAGUGUUCUAACCACAAGUGGGAUAAUUACUCUGUUGCUGCUAUUAGACCAUAAUGUAGAAAUCACUUAAUUUUCCAGCUUUUAGCAGAUGGGGCCUGUCUCACGGAGCUGGUGGUACUGGUUGCUGUCAAAGGGUAUUUUCAUAGAGGUUUCUGACGAGUUCCUCAUCUCUCAAGCCAAUGCCCAGCGGGUUGGGUGAGUGUCUGCCCCAAGGAGAGAUGAAUUCCAUGGUGCAUGUGCCUUCCUGAGCCCUCCUCAGUGCCAUGUCCUGCUGAGUUUGCAGCUCCUCUGCCCCGUAGCUGUUCCCAGUGCCCCUCUGGUGGGCUGGGAACCUCUGGUGCUACUGGCUCUGGGCCUGGUGUGCCUGGAUCUGGGAGGCUCUGGUCCCUGGACAGCAAUCCAGCUGGGUUGUUCUUAUCAGUGACACUCCUCUUGCAGCACUUCAGUCACAAGUGUUGCUCAUGCACAUAUCCCUGACAAGAACAGGCAGUGGGAAGCCAGCCUGUGGGAUGUGAGGCAGCGCUGCAUCCCAAGGUUUCCUUGGUGAGAGCCGAGUCCUCAGGCUGGGCUGGAGCUGUGGGGGGCUUUGGGGAUGGCAGGGGGUCACUGUCCUCCUGCCCCAGCUGGGGUGGCACCUAAGUGCAGGAGUGAGCUGGGCAGGGGAUCUGCCCACCAGAGCUGCCAGCACUGUGGAGCUCUGGCCUCAGGAUAUCGACUGGAAAUUGAGGAGUUAGGAACAGCCUGUGGUGUCCUGAGGGAAGAAAUGGGAAGUAGUGGGGUGAGGUUGUUUUCCUGCUUUUACACUCUGCAGUUUGGCUUAUUUUUUCAUUAUUGAGUGAAUUUUUCUCUUUUGAAUUUCUUUCUAACCUGUCCCUUGGUCCUAGCUGCAUUUCAGAGAAGGUGGAAGCUUCCAAAAGGUGCUGUGACACCAAAAGGUGUAUGGAUGGUGUCGGAGCUGGCCUUCUGCCAUCCCCUGGAGAGGAGGAUGGCAUAGCUGAGUUCAGUGGGGCUAGGGUUUCCCUAGGAAUACCUAAAAGUUCAGUGAAUUCUCCCUUUCCACCAUGCACAGAGAGCUGGGGAUCACCAUGAAGUGUAAGCUGCAAGAGAGAGCAGCUCCUUUGAUUUUGUUAAUGCCAGAUGUGUACAGAUCCUUGCUUUUAGCCCAACGUAUGCAUUUCAGAUUGACCAAGGACUUCCAUUUGAUGUAACACAGCGAAUUUGGAUAAUCCUACUGUGUGUCAUUUGCCAUAAGGAUGGAAUUCCAAUUAAAGGUUUUUUUAAGAAAUAA
Messenger RNA from Corvus hawaiiensis (hawaiian crow), 4696 nucleotides. It is a transcript of the gene FECH, whose product is annotated as ferrochelatase. Gene Ontology annotation, molecular function: protoporphyrin ferrochelatase activity. The record is from RefSeq and is a predicted model, not a curated record. The transcript is spliced from 11 exons. Gene Ontology annotation, biological process: heme biosynthetic process. Lineage: Eukaryota; Metazoa; Chordata; Aves; Passeriformes; Corvidae. Bases 44 to 1276 code for a protein of 410 amino acids.